This is a messenger RNA of Magallana angulata, 1722 nucleotides long. RefSeq names its product transmembrane emp24 domain-containing protein 2-like. The transcript is spliced from 4 exons. Gene Ontology annotation, cellular component: endoplasmic reticulum-Golgi intermediate compartment; COPII-coated ER to Golgi transport vesicle; endoplasmic reticulum. The record is from RefSeq and is a predicted model, not a curated record. NCBI's taxonomy places the organism in Eukaryota, Metazoa, Mollusca, Bivalvia, Ostreida, Ostreidae. Gene Ontology annotation, biological process: intracellular protein transport; Golgi organization; endoplasmic reticulum to Golgi vesicle-mediated transport. Bases 100 to 711 code for a protein of 203 amino acids.
AGAUCAAUUUACGUGGCAUCCUGUUUCACUUCUGAGCCGACGUGUUUGUAACAAACCGGGCAUAUUUAUUUUUAUUUGGUUCUUCAUACAACCAUAACUAUGUAUUUAAACAUUGCAAUAGGUGUUUUAAUUUCAAUAAUUAGUUUGAAAUCCAUCGACUGUUAUUUUAUUAACAUAGAUGCACACGCAGAAGAAUGUUUUUUCGAUAAAGUGACAUCUGGGACAAAAAUGAGUCUUAUGUUUGAGGUUGCUGAGGGUGGUUUUCUUGAUAUAGAUGUGAAGAUUUAUGGACCUGAUGGAAAAGUCAUUCACCAAGGAGACAGAGAAUCAAAUGGAAAAUACACAUUUGCAGCCCAUAUGGAUGGUGUUUACAGAUACUGUUUCAAUAACAAAAUGUCGACUGUAACUCCAAAGAUUCUCAUGUUUACUAUGGACAUUGGAGAGAAACCCAAAGAGACAGAUAAUAUGGAGAGUGAUGCAAAUCACAACAAGCUGACAGAGAUGAUCAAUGAGCUCUCCACAGCACUGACUGGAGUAAAGCACGAACAAGAAUACAUGGAAGUCAGGGAGAGAAUCCACAGAGCAAUCAAUGAGAACACCAACUCCCGUGUGGUCUUGUGGUCCUUCUUUGAAGCCCUGGUGCUGGUAGCGAUGACCCUAGGACAAGUGUACUAUUUAAAGAGAUUUUUUGAAGUCAGAAGAGUUGUUUAGUCAUGAAAAACUUUACUAUAGAUGUGUGUGUGUGCGUGUGAUUUUCCAUUCAGCCAGUGUAAAUUGUCGUAUUUAAGAAUUUAAUUAUGCAUGGGGAAAAUUUGUCAUAUAGACUGAACAAUUAUUAACUUUCAUUCACUCUUCAAGUUGAAAUCUAAAGUAAGAUACACUUAAAUCACUACAUGUUAAAGAACAGGGUAAUAUGUUGAUUUGUACUAAGUAAGUCCUAAACAAUAAACAAAUGAAUGUAUUGUGAAAACAGUUUGCCCUGAUUCAAAUUCUUCAUUUGAUUACCAUUGUACAAAGAUGUAGUGAGUGCUUGAUAAUGGCUGUGGGUAUGAAUGCUUUAGAAAAUGUGCAUAAUGUAAGCCUGAUAUCUCAUUUUCUACUGUUAGGCUACAUUAUUUUUUUUUUUUAAAGACUAAUGUAUUGAACUUUAAUUUAAGUAUGCUGGUUGGUUUCUAUUUCAUGAUUUCUAAUCAUGAGUAGAAAAUUUCAAAAGUUAAAAUUCAUUCCUUCACAUCAUUGUAUAGAAUGUACAUGUAUGAGUGGUUUCUUGUCAUUUUAAAUAUUUUAGUUCUGAAGUGUAUAUGAUUUUGACAUUUUUUUCAUUCCCUUUCUUUCUAGGUGACAGCUUUUUUGUUUUAUAUUUAAGGAAAAAAAAUGUUAGAUUUUGUUUUGCUCUAUAUUGGUGAACAGAACUUCACUUACCACGGAAAUAAUUUUUAGAUGAAAAUCUAUAUUUUGUGUCAGAUGUGUAUUUACCAUCUAGAAUACAGGAGGGAAAGAUUAUAAGAUUAUCAGUUGAAAUAGGUUGUUUUGAUUUAAUAUUUAUAAAAAUCAAAUGUAAUAACCUCGAAAAAUAUUUGUUUUGGUAUUGAAGCUUUAUUUUCUUCCCUAAAUUUUGGCUGCACAACAUAAACUGCCUUGUUUUACGAAGCAGCAUUAUCGUAACAAAUAUUGUUUCUUUUGUUGCACUUUAUGUAUCAUUAAAACUUAAGAAAAAAAAGA